Messenger RNA from Misgurnus anguillicaudatus (oriental weatherfish), 1032 nucleotides. RefSeq lists its product as uncharacterized. Lineage: Eukaryota; Metazoa; Chordata; Actinopteri; Cypriniformes; Cobitidae. The record is from RefSeq and is a predicted model, not a curated record.
AAUACAAGAUUAGAGACAAAGUUGUAAGGACCACAACCGAUAGUGGAUCCAACUUCCUCAAAGCUUUCCAUGUGUUUGGAAUGCAGAAAGAUGCAGAGGUAGAUGAUGAUGAAGAAGACAUGGAUACUCUCGAUGUAAAUGACCAUAUUGAGUAUCAUGAUGCAAGUACAAUCCUCGAUGAAGAUUCUGGUAUGGAAUAUCAACUACCCACUCAUCAACGAUGUGCAUGUCACUUGCUCAAUCUUGUGGCAACAACUGAUGCUUCCCUUGUAGAGGCCAUGAAUGACAACUACAAGAGGCUUUUCUGUGCUACAUUUGCAAAAUGCCAGGCCAUUUGGAACAAAACUAGGCGAUCUCAUUUGGCUAGUGAAGUGGUAGAGGACAAGUGUGGGCUACAGAUCAUCCGCCCCAAUGCAACACGGUGGAAUUCCACCUGUCUUGCCACUGAAAGAAUUAUACGCAUCAUUGAUGAGAAAGGUGAAGAUUCCAUUAGGGGUGUAUGUGACGAACUCAAGGUGAAAAUGUUGAGUCCUGCAGAAGUUGCAUUACUCCGGGUGUAUAGCAUCACCAUGAAGCCACUGAUGAAAGCUUCAAACAUCCUCCAGUCAGAAUCCAGUGUUUACAUGGAAUGGCUGCUGCCAGUAAUCCACCAGCUUCUAUCCAAACUCAACAGGCUAGAGACAUCAAGCAAGACCUGCACACCACUCAUCAGAGCCCUGCAAAAUGGCCUGCAUAAGCGUUUUGGACAGAUGAUGGAGGAUCCAAAAUUGGCUGCUGCUGCAGUCCUCUUACCCAAGUUCAAGACCUCCUGGACUGACAGAGCAGAUGUUAUAGAAGCUGGUAAUUUCAAAUUUAUGAUCUCAUUUGUGUCUAUAACUGCACGCCUGUAAAAGCAUGUAUACUUUUAUAACAUCUCUGUCAUGGCAGGCCUAAAAGGUUGUUAUUAAAGUAUCAUUUGUUGUGAUUUAGAUAAUUUAAAUGUGGGUUUACAAAAAUGCUCCCAUAAAUUGAAUUUAUUGUUUUCAAAUUACA